Blastomyces gilchristii SLH14081 is the source of this 10555-nucleotide messenger RNA. RefSeq lists its product as uncharacterized. Bases 7274 to 8302 code for a protein of 342 amino acids. NCBI's taxonomy places the organism in Eukaryota, Fungi, Ascomycota, Eurotiomycetes, Onygenales, Ajellomycetaceae. The record is from RefSeq and is a predicted model, not a curated record. The transcript has a single exon.
CACGCACCUGUCUGCAUGCUGGCGAAGCUCCCCCACGCUUUGAAUGCUAGGCUAUCAAUCACUCCGCUGGCGAACGAGCAAGCUAACAGAAGCAGGUCACUCCACGCGGGAUCGACCUCCUCCUUGAGGUGGUCAGAUAGCCUUCUAUGCCAAGGAAGGUUUGAAAUGAAGCUCUCAGGGUCAACGAUCGUGAAAGAGGAGUUGCGUGAGAGAUGGGGGAGGUCAUUUUCACUUUUCCUAGGCUUGGAAAAGUCACGAUCCUCCUGUGCUUUGGGGACGGCGAAGGAAAUCUGCACGCUCAGCUCUUUUGGGUUCAUGAUGUGUGAAAUUGGGGGGGACUGACGUGGUUACCGCAGUUGGGAUUCGUUCUGCAGCUGGGCAGUGACCGUUCUUAUGUUGAGAGGACAGCCCUCAACAAACACUUUGAAAUCUCCCCGUCUGAGGAAAUGAAGGGAGCUUUGUGUUCAGGGGGAUAAUCGGAGAAGAAAUGACAUAUCCACUCCCGUUGAACGAGAAGAAAAAAAAAAAAAAAAAAAAAAAAAAAAAAAAAAAAGUUCGUUUGCACAAAUCAGCUGCGAUUUCGCACAUGUUCAUGGUAAGGAGGUGAGAUUGGCCCGCAACAAAGUGAUUAGGCUACUCCGUAGUGUGUUUUGCAAUCUCUGAAACGACGAUCUACACCGGAGGGAUGAUGUGCCAAGUGCUAGGCGAUAAUAGGGCAAUGUCAUAUGGAACAAAAACUUGCCAUGGGGAAAGUCGUUGGAGACACAAAAAAAAUAAAAGAGAAAGAGAGAAUAGUUGUGGGCUCUUCAGAUUUGUCAGUGGCCCAGAAGACAAAGAGAAGAAGGUUAAUGAAGCGGUCAAUAAUAUAAUAUUAGCAGCCCGGCCACCAUGACCAUUGUUCAAAGAACUUCACGCAUUCUGUUGGAUCGGGCCGAGCUUGGCAGGACUUGGCUCCGCUGCCAAGAAACUCCACGGAGCUCAACAACCGAGUCCCGCAGCCGGAUGCUUAGUAGCCCGAAGGAGACAAGGCCUAGACUUUUCUCUCAAAAUAAAGCACCUUGUUUUUACUCCGUACACGAAAGACAAUGGGCAUUGGUUUUGCAGCUCUGUGGUUCAGCAACGCACGGACGUCGUUUUUCACCGCUGUGAUUCCCAGUUUUCACCAAAAAUCGACGCUGGGGAGGAGAAGUUCCGCAGCCAAACGGAGAAUUGAAGACGAGCCAUAUUUGGCGUACUCCUCGGUGGCCAAUAGGGCCAGCGAAAAUCGUACCGACUGUGAGCUGAGGUCAGCGACCACCUAGAAAAAAAGCACACAAAACCAACAACCGCAGCGCCUCAGCCAGUCGAGCUCCACAAUGGGCAAUCAAUCCUUUCUGUCUCAGUAGUUUAUUGGAUAAGCACUUUUCGCACAAACAUGGGCUUUAGGAAGUUUAGGUAGAAUAGUGGACAAAUGCCAACCCCGAGACGAGGCUGUGCUCGAUAACAGGGUCACAGCCCUGAGCGGCGGAUAACAAACAUGGAUGCGCAUGAACCGACAUUAUUUAUCAUCGGAGGGUGGGUGGGAAGGGGUGGAUGGGGCACCCGGUUCCUCCCGACAUUGCGACACGAUGCAUUCCAAAGCCUGGUUAGAUGUUCCGACACUGGAUGUUCUUGGAAACAACCCAGAACCUGUCAAAUCAACCCACAUGUUGGAUUGAAGCGGUUUGAUAGAUCAAACAUGCAGCCGCAGGUGAUUCAGAAAAACAGCAUCUCAGCAAGCGCAAAAAUUGCCCGCGCCCAGAAAUUUUCAUGGGUAUCAAGGGUUGACCAAGAGUAUCAGCCAAACUUUUUCAACGUAUGGCAUAAGCACAACAAAACGAAUACAAAAGUGGAUAUUGGAUAUCACAUAGCUAGCCCGUCGUUGGGGGGGGAAAUUUGGAUCAUAAACAUAUACAUCCAUACACUUGCAGCCCCCCUGGGCGCAUAUAUACAUGCCCCGCUCCUCGGGGUAGCAAAUGUAGGUAACAAAAAUCAAAGCCUCCGUAGUCCCAGACAGUCCCAGAGACAAAGUAAAAUCACAAAAAAACAGGGAAAGGAAGAAAAUUAAACCGAAAAUGACAAUGAUAUCGGACAGCCAAGGCCCGCCUAAUCACUAUCACUGCUGCUGCUACUCGAAGAGCUCGAGCUCCCGCCCUUCUUCUUCUUAUACUUCUUAUCCUUCUUAUCCUUCUUUUUCUUCCCAUGUUUAUCCUUCUUCUUAUGUCUAUACGAUUGUGAGAAAAAAAAUUAAAAUUAAAAUUAAAAUUAAAUUAAAUCAAACGCAUCGUAUUAAAAGUCCCACAGAUUGAAGACAACAAAAACAAGGGAAGGGACGAAAAGGGGGACACGAAUAAAAACUUACUUCUUAACCGCAUGCGACGCAGCAUUUGCGCCAACCGCACCCACAACAGCACCACCGAGCGUCCCCAACAUGCCGCCCUGCAUCUUAUGACCGACGAAUCCGCCAGCAGCACCACCUAAUAGGGUAGAGCCGAGUCCCUUCUCACCGUCCGCGGGUCCUCCAGGACCGCCGGGUCCGCUGUAUGCCGGUGGAGGUUGGUUUCCGUAGUAAGAAGUGCUCUCUCCGCCGGGUGGCUGAGGGGGGUAUGUGCCGUAGGCUUGGCCGCCGCGGGAAUCAUAGCCCUGCCCGGGCGGUGCGGGAGAUGGGGAACCAUAUUGGGGAGCCUAGAGAGAUUGGUUUACUGAUGUUAGAGACAUGUAGUUUUUGUCUGGGGUAUUUUUUUCCAUGUCUUUCUCUGUCUUCUAAGUGGUUUCAAGUGGUAGAUAUAUAAAAGUGAACAAAAUGAUACGCAGUUUCUUACUUGGUGCUGUUGCGGGGGUGGAUAGUAUCCUUGCUGCGGCGGGGGUUGCUGCCCAUACGGUGCCUGUGGGUACUGGUCUGCGGGAGGAUAGCCAGCGGGAGGAUAACCCUGAGGAGGAUAGUCUCCUUGUGCUUGUUGUGGUGGUGGUUGUCCAUAGUAUCCUGGCUGGCCGCCAUGGGGAGGGGCGUUGUACUGGUCCGGAGGGGGGCCUCCGCCUGGGUAAUAGUUCGACAUUGGGUGGGUGACAAGAACUUAGAAUCGCGGGGUAAAACAGGCGUCUACGAGUGAUUUUCAGCAGAGCAAAGUUGUCAAAGAUGCGUCUAGCAAGUGCAAAACGAAGGUUUUCCGGAAUGAUAUCGCGAUGGUCUGUGGUGUGGAGGACUGCGGCUCUGGAGCGCCAGGAGCCGAGUGGGGCGGGCGGGGGUCAGGGCUGAGACGGCGCUAGGCGGCGGCUGAAACGUCGCGUGCAGGGGGCUGCGACAGACAGAUGACCUGCGCCACAGCUUGGUCAUAAUGAUAUUUCUUUCUAUCAUUGUGGUGGGGGAGCUAAGGAUUUUGUAACAAAAAAGACACUGGCCUUGCGAAAGGCUGCUGUUGUUGCAUCCGGGUGGUUGGUUACCUGACUACCACAUAGAGCGAUAAGAUGUCAUCACCCCACGAAGAGAGUUCCCUAGAUUCGACAUAAAACAUCCAGCAAUCACAACUAUGCAGAAACCCUCCCCAUCAUGCGAGGGAUAUUUAAUUAAACAAGGAGUCCAGGAUUAAAGGACAGCCCUCCUGCGUGAUAUUCGUACAAUAGUCGCACAAAUCGAUGCCCCGAAUGUAAAAAAGGAGGAGGAACAAUAUACCCGUACAGAAUAUGCAAAAUUAAAACCAGCAGCAAAAUAAACUGGAAAGGAGAAAGAAAACACAGGAAAGAAGACUCCAAAACACAUGCCGGCUAAAUAAAAAAUUGUUUCCAGGUCGUAUAUGUCGUUACCAGUCCUGACCGCGAUCCUUCAUGAGAAUCUCGAUCGCAACGUCCUCCGGCAGAGGGUGCUCGUUUAGAUCCUUAAUGCACUCUGUCAGGCCGUCCGCCGCUUCGUCCACCUGUUCUUCAGUCCACCCCGUGCAAGCCAUGACCAUCCGCCGAUAAUUCUCGCCCAAGACUACAUUUUUCGAUUUCAGACUCUCCAGCUCUUUGCAUACUUCAUCGUUGUGAUCGCGGUAGCAUCCAAGCUGGGAUGUUAGGAUUUCAAUACCCGGCAAUGAUUCGAGGAACGUAACUUGCUGGUCUGAAAACCCACCGGCCGUUGAGAUGUCGAAGUCUUCCGGGAAAAGUGUGCUAAAUUGUGACAUGUCAACCCCAAGAGCGUCAUCGGCAUCGCCAAUAUUUAUAACUUCUGCCUUGAACUGGUCGCCCUGGAGUGACUUGAGGAGUGCAGCUAGUUCUUCUGAUGCGCGCUCGAGAUUCUUUAUCUGCCUAUCAAGUUCGAUGCGAUCUCUGGCUCUUCGCUUCAUGUCAUCUAAUUGCUUCUGUUCAAUCUGCCUAGCUUUGGCACUUUCACGAAUUUUUCUGUGCCAUUGUUCGAAUUCUUCUUGCUUCCUCCCUAAACCUGACGAAAGUUCGUUAUCAAUACUACCAAACGAUUGUUCAACGAGAGAUGUGACUUGAGAAAUAGUUACUGCUUCUCAGUUAGUAAAAUGAUACCAAAAGAGCAUUUACACAGGCAGGGGGUUAGUACGAACAGUCAAGUAACUCUCGCCGCGUCUUAGAAAGCCGAGUAGAAAACGACUCUGACUCUCCAUUCUGUAGCCCACCAUUGACCAUGUCGACCCCAACUCCAUAAUCUGCAGGACGGAGCCCUGUGUUGUUUGGUAUGUGGGGAUUUGCACCGACUUCCAGCAAUUGCGGAACAAGCACGGUCCGCGCACGACCAGCUAAAUUCAGCACCGUGUCACCCUGGUCAUCCUGGAUAUUUACCAUCUCAGACAUAAACUUGCCAAGUCCAAUUACCUCAACUUGAUGUUGGCCAUUAGAACCAUUGGCAGUUGUAUUAAGAGAAGCUUGCACGGAUCCUGCAGGUCCGCCGUAGCGCACAAUAAACUCGAGAAGUGAUUCUAGGUAAUGUUUUGCAGCAACAUGCCCUCCGCCGCCAGUCGCAGCCAUCAUGGCGAUAUGGUGAAGCACAGUCCGCCCAUGAUAGUCAACUAUCUCAAUGGUAGGAUAUAGUACGUGGAGUAGCUUGGAAAAACUGCGAUAAUCGAGAUUGUUCCUAGUUCCCACCGCUUUCUGCAGAGCCGUCUCCCCAGCACCAUUCAAACGAUAAAUGCUAACGCCUUUGGCUGUGAGGGCAUGCACCAAAGGCAUCCGAGCAAGCAUAGCCGCCCAGUGUAGGGCACUAUUGUAGUACUUGUCCAAGGGUAUCUCUAAAUCCUCGGCAGAUAGAUUAAGGAAAGCAGGGUGGUUAGAAAAAUCCUUGGCACGUUUAUCCAAGAAUAAGGUCAUGACAAGUUUCAUUUUCUGGUAUCUGUCUGGGGUCGUCGCAGCAGGAAGAUGGUGAAGGCCUCGCAUGGGCCCAUCUGGGCCGGCGUCCCCCGGAUGCAUUUGAUAGAACGAAUCGUUGGGUUCAGUUGGCGUCGGUUCAAUCAUCGAGGUAUGGGGAGGAAUGGCACUUGUCGACUGAAACGACUUUUCCUGAGCAGAUGACGAGCGCAUGCGUUUUCUGGGAGGUUCUACCGCUUCAUCUGUAUGUUCAAGAAGAGCUGUCUGCUGACUAUUUUGCAUGUUGCUACCAAAGCCGCUGUCAGAUGCAAUGCUAUGCAAGCUUUGCUGGCUUGCGGGCUGAAUUUGCGACUCCUGGCUGCCCAUCUGGGAAGGUACCUUCAUGCUUGAACGUCGGCCACCUGACCCUUUCCUCAUGGUCGAAUCGAAUCGAGCCUUGUUUAUCGCAUUCACAGCACUAACUGCUGUGCGCGAGAUGUUUUGGAAAUACGUGCCCUGCUGAGUUUGACUCAUCCCUUGCCCGUCCAUUGUCCGGUAGAGCCUCUUUCUUUGGGCCGCCAUGGCCUGCUCCUUGGUUGGAGUUUCUACAGCUCCACGACCCGCGGGACCGGUACCAUCCUGGCCCAUGUCAUACUCAAGAAGAGGGCGCAGGAGUUCGAAGACAUGAUAAUGGCGACACAGUUCAACACCUCUCUCGUAAUUAACCCAGGUUCCUUGGUAUUUCCCAUAGCCUCCCUGUACUUUCUCGUGUUCACCAGCGGCCACUUCUUUUUCAAGCGUCUUGGUUCUUCUUGCUUUCAUCACUCCCGCAACUUUUAGAAUUUGCGUCGCAUUCAGCCACGAGUCUGAACGACGUCGCAUAACCGCUACUCCAUUUACUUCCAUCUCGUACACUGAUACAUUGGAAUAAACAGCCUAGAAGCCACAUGAAUGAGCUGUGGUUUACAAUGCGCAUUGAAUGAGGAUACACCGUAUAGGAUACGGUUCACAUUCGAAGGUAGGGAAAGGAGAGAGAUUCCGUACUGUAUAUAUCUGCGGUUUGUAUUCUUCAUAGAGCAUCACCUGGCCAUACCCAUUGUUAUCAUCAUAUCCACCGAAGCUUGCUCUUUGCAGAGAGUUUCGCGAUACCGCAUUGCUAGGAAAGCUCAUCGACAUGUUCGACUGUUGUGAAUGUCUAGGCGGAGGCGUCGCAGCUGGGGUAGACGCCACGGAUUGGGAGGCGGCGUUGAUGGAGGGCAUUUGGUUUUGUGACGACGCGCCAUCAGAAGGGCCAAGGGUAUUCCGCGAGAACGACAUGAGGACGCUUUAUUUGGGGCACUUUUGGAAUAUAAAAUUGACAAAAUGAAUGGAUGAAUGAUGUAUAAUUUCGGUAAAUUGGUAUUGGUCCACACCAUCAAGGGGGUCAUGAGCCGGUGGCUGGUUCUAUUAUAUUCUUCCUUAAAACAAAGUGUCAAUAACCACAACCACAGUCAUUCUGAGAUACUCCAUAGAAUGAUGACGGUCUCGGGGUUGACCACUGACGUACUGACAGUGUGUAAUAAUCUCAUAAAUGGUGUGGCUGUAGUGGAGAAGCGCGAAAAAGCAAGAAGGUUGGGCCCGAAAGGCGCGUGGUCACGUUACACUCCGCAGAGGGAGGCAGAAAUUGAAGGAUAAUAACCCAAGACACCGACAGAGUGGAGAGGGUUGACAACACUCAAACGCAAAUUUUAAGAGUCACAGCGAUCACCACACCGCCAUCACCACAGCGAAAUAUGUAUCCAGUCAGUAUUCCACGCAGUCAGGAUUUGUUGAGACGCGGGGGCUCGGUUUGGAUGUUCGCGUUGAGCCGCGUCAGGUGACUCAGCAGCUGAUCUUAGUCAGCAGCCCAUUUGUCGAGGAGCAACCCCCUGCCUCAGUUUAUAUGUUCUUAUGUAGUUAGCACAUUAUCGUGAAGCAUGCGACUAUAGCUAUGUCCCUGUCGCCGCCUCAGACACCGCACUGGCGGCAUGUCUAUAGGGCACUCUUAAGAGAAUCUUCCUAUCUUCCUGACCCAAUUGCUCGUCAAUAUAUGUCCAGCCAUGUCCGGGAAAGUUAUCGAGGCUACCAGCCAAGAAUGAUACAAAACUCUUAUAGAGGCCCUAAUGGGCAGUUCUACCUAGAACGCCGGGCGAGAAAACUCUUGUCGAUUCUCUCCCGAGCAAAUGAUGGAUAUAUGAAACCCCUCGAACGCGUGCUCAUGUUGUCAUACGGCCGAAUCGGACGGCGAAGACAUGUACUAGCACGACCCUUCUUCGUCCCCAAUUCAUCUGCAGAUAAAAUCCCGUUUCGAUUCAUCCUACCCCCAACGUGUCCUCCUAGUUGGGAACCUAUUCCCUCCCUGGCUGCGUUACUGAAAUCGCAGAUGGAGAACCGCAAGCUGAGCUCCAUCGACGCAACACCGGCAAUCCGCGAGAUCCCACAGCCUAAAAAGAGUAUUUGGAAUGGACAUGUGUCCAAGAGGAAAGUGCAGAAAGCUACCGAGAAGUGGUAUGAUAUUGUUAUCAAAAGCUUUCUACCCCCGAUCCCCGAUCAGGAGUGGAACACUUUACAUGGUCUAGCAGUGGGAAAGGAACCGUGGUUCCUACCAAAGAGGCGGAAACGACUAGACACGAAUGAUACCAGGAGCGCGCUUGAUGCAGAAUUUUUGGUCUUCGGCCCACAGAAGGACCGCACCUUCGAGGCAUAUGCACGUGGAAGGCCACACAAAAUUACCCGGAAGCUCAUCACACCCAUCUGGGAACGAGUAUUGUUGGCAACUCCACGGAUGACGCAGGAUCCAGAAACGAAAAGUUGGAUAGUUCGCUGGGGAAUACCGGCUAGGAAACCUCCCAUGUUCCCAACAUUAGACCCUGAGUUGGCAAUCAACUCGCAGUUGUUUGCCGGUGUUGAUAGCACAACCGGAGCCUUGUUAACGCCAAAACGCACACGGAAACGGGAGACAACGGUCUCGGCAUCGUGAAAAAUUACCAAAGUUGUCAAUUUGUCACACGACAUAUACCCCAGUAGCAAGCUUGUAUUGGAAAAUUCGCGCCUUCCUUGGUUUGGUUGGGCCUGGAUUUCCCUAACUGUAUCGCACAAUGUAACGACAUCGUAGGGAUAUAAAUAUCACCGAUGUCCACACACAGCUGGUGAAUAUUAGCGUAUGCAAUGGUUCAUGUGAAGUUCCGGAUUACUUCUGGUGCCAAAAGGACUUUAAAAAAUCGAACCUCGCAAUGAAAAUGUUACAGCGAUGAAAUUGAAUGUACGAUUCUAUCAUCGUAGCUUAGGAGCAGUCAUUAUUUUCUUGUUUACAAGCAGGAACUUUCCUAUGACCUCCCGUGUUAUUUACAACGAGGUAUUUCUCGCUCCAGCACACCCUGACUACUCCCAGUUCGAUCUUAAUCCCGGCAAAUAUGAGAAGCCCAAGUGCGGAUGGUAUUUGGUUGAAAUAGUAUAACGACCGUGCUUGUCGACGCAUAGUAAAGUUGAACGAGAAAAAAAGAAAGAAACAUCCCCGCUAGUUUAUGCAGCCAUCUAAAACAUCUCAUAAUUCUGCUAUAAUAAUACAUGCGAUGUCUUGCACUCACUCGCCCUACACGGCAGAAACUACCCACUCCCAAAACCACUAUUCACGCACCUCUCUCAACCUUCCUCUUCAAAAACCCACAAAAGCUCUCAAAAAUCACGGGAUCAAACCCCUUCACCCACCGUACCGUCACAUCAACCUGCCCUUCCAUAUACCCCCUUACGGACACCUUAAACCCAAACUCAGCCCCCUUAUCCUGUUUUCCUGGGAUAAAAUCAGGCGACUUGGCACCACUAUCUUUACUGUCCUUCUCACCAUAUUCAGCAGGAGCAGUAGUACCGGCCAUCGUCGUCUGCGCCUUUUCGAUAGCUUGCUUCUUCAUCUGACGACGUGCAUGCCUUGACCAGGCGUUACCUCUAGCGAAACCGAGACCAGUAGAUGUGCCGCUGUUCCAGUGCCAGUAGACGUCCAGUGCCACGAUGCUAGAGUUGAUAGCGUCAAUGGUGGUGGAGAAGGGCGUGGAUGGCGGGCAGUGGAAUGUGAAUUCAGGUGGGAAGGGGAGGAGGUGUUUUGGGAUGCUUUGGCCCUGGGGUCUUGCGGCGUUCUGUGUUUUAUUUUAUGUCGGGAUUAGAAUAACGUGUGGAAGGAGGAAUUACCUUGGGGGUGAACAUAUAUAAAGAAAGAUAUUAGAAUGGGUCAGGGGAAAAAGCCUCACAGCUCCAGGCCGAUAAUCCAUCCACGACCAGCCAAUCGCCCAUCGUCUCGUCUUACUCCCCUGAACGAAUUCCGCCACGGCCCAAUUCUUAUUCCCCUCUUCAUGCAGAAUGUUAAGCAGCGUGGCGACGCUGCUGAAUUUCCCUACCAUGGACGUGUACCACUGCACACGCUCGCGCAGCUUGACGCUCUCCCUAAUCAUUCGAGUGACGAACGCGACUUCGCCACCGGCUGUGAUCAUUUCCACUUCUGCACCGGUGCAGGCCUGGGUAGUUUUUGUAAACGUUAGUGAAUGAAUGCAUUCGUGUUUGUAAAUAUAAUAUAAUAUUUUUGGUACCAGGUGCCCAAAUUCAAGCUGACAUGGUCGAAGCUACGAGGAUCCAUUGUAUGAGAUACAUUAACACAAAAGCAAAAGAUCUAUAUCCACCUACAGAGAAAGGAGGCCUCUGCUUCGCCUUGGCAGCUGAUAUCAAUUCAUCGCGGGAUUCGUAAAAUGGUGGAUUACACAUGGUGAAGUCCAGUCUAGCGUUCCUAAAACAAUACAUACAAUGAGCAUGAAAAUUUCUGUAGAUAAAACAAUGGCUAUAAGAAAAAUUUAUGGAAGGGAUACAAAAGGGCUCUUACGAUUCAGGAAGCCCGAUCUCCCCCAAAGGAAUCAGCGCAGUGGAGGGAGAGCUUUCGACGAUCUGGAUGCGAGAAUCCAAUUUGUUCCUCUGCACAUUGUCUCGCGCAUAUUUCAAGUUUUUCUCAUCGAUAUCUGUGAUUGUCGACAGGCCCCCGAUUAGUCGUGCGCUACCUCGAUAAUAGGCCCGGGCAGAAAGGGGCAGAAAAAAAAAAUCGUACCUGUCGCCGCGAAUUUCCAUUUCGGUCUCAGAACACAUCCAAGCUGAGGGUAUAUGCAACUAGCUCCGGUCCCGCUAUGCAUUCAUCCGAGUUUAAGUCCAUCAAGCGUCAGCAAGAACAAAGUUUAAAAAAAUAUAUAUAACUGACUUG